AUGGCUGACACCCACAAUCCCACUGGCGCCGGCGGCUUACGGCGGCGGAACAUGCCCUACAACCCCUACCUGAUGGCUGCAGCCGGGCUGGCCGCCAUAGGCGGUGCGUGGUACUUCUACAACAACCGGAGGAAGCCCGAUCAAUCAGCCCGGCCCGUACACCAUAACAAACUGAAGCUCCUGUUACCGUUCGUCCGUUCAUUACAGAGAAAUGGCUCUGUUAAUCGACAAAGUAGAUGCUUUUCGGCUCUCCCUAGCUACACCCAGCCCGAUUAUCUCCAACAAGAAGAGGUUCUAGUGCAAGGCAGAGCUAAUUCGAGGAUGGCUAUUCUAAACAGACCUUCUGCUCUUAAUGCUAUCACCGCCUCCAUGGCCGCUCGAUUAAACAGAUUAUACGAGUCGUGGGAGGAGAACUCGACUAUAGGAUUUGUCAUGAUGAAGGGGGGCGGUGAAAGGCCAUUCUGCUCUGGCACAGAUGUGGUUGCUCUUUAUCGGCUGUUCAAUGAAGGGAAAACUGAAGAAUGCAAAGCAUUAUUCCAGAGUUUGUACAAGUUUGUCUAUGUUAUGGGAACAUAUCUUAAGCCACACCUGGCUAUAAUGGAUGGUAUUGUAAUGGGAGGCGGGGCAGGUAUUUCGCUACCCGGGAUGUUUCGAGUUGUAUCUGAUAGAACUGUCUUCUCAACUCCGGAGGUUCAAAUAGGUUUUCAUCCUGAUGCAGGGGCCUCGUAUUAUCUCUCUCGUCUGCCUGGCUAUUUAGGUGAAUAUUUAGCUCUAACUGGAGAAAAACUAAACGGGGUUGAAAUGAUGGCAUGCGGUCUUGCUACACACUACUCAUUGAAGGAAAAACUUCCGUGGAUUGAAGAACGUCUUGGUAAUUUGAUAACCGAUGAUCGUUCAGUCAUUGAAAGUUCUCUUGCGCAAUAUGGCUGCUUAGAGUACCCCGACUCGAGGAGUGUGCUUCAUGAGAUAGAAACAAUCGACUCGUUUUUCUGCUACGAUACAGUUGAGGAAAUAGUUGAAGCUCUCGAAAAUCAAGCUUCAGAACCUGGUAAUAAAUGGCACACGACCGUGCUUAACAAAAUUAAGGAAGCUUCUCCAUUGAGCUUGAAAGUAACUUUGCAAUCAGUUCGGGAAGGAAGGUUUCAGACUCUUGACCAGUGCCUCACUAGAGAGUAUCGAACAUCCCUGAGGUUCAUAUCCAAACACAUCUCAAAUGAUUUUACCGAGGGCGUACGUGCAAGAUUGGUUGACAAGGACUUCGCUCCAAAGUGGGGCCCACCCAAGUUGGAGGAUGUAACAGACGACAUGGUUGACUCGUUUUUCUUGCCGCUCGGCGAACUCGAACUGGAGUUAAACCUACCGGUUGCUGUAAGAGAGCCCGAUGUGUGA
Molecule: messenger RNA, 1389 nt
Organism: Striga hermonthica
Lineage: Eukaryota; Viridiplantae; Streptophyta; Magnoliopsida; Lamiales; Orobanchaceae
Source: the annotation of a GenBank genome assembly